CAUGUGUUUUUCAUGUUUCUUUAACACUUUUCUUGUCUUGUUUGUUUUCAAUUUAAUUUAAACCCUUAAGUUGUUUUGUAUUUUCUUGAUUGUAAUGAUUUAUCAAUUGAAUUUCAAUUUACCUCGAAUUCUUACUUUGCCUAGUUUUAAUUUUACUAGGAUUGUCUGCUUUAGUUCUUCAACAAAGGAUUCUAAUUUAGCAAAGCUUCGUAAAAAAACUGGGUUGGCGUUUGUUCUUUGUAAAAAAGCUUUGGAAUUGCACAACAAUGAUUUAAAUGCUGCUGAAUUGUAUCUUAAAGAGGAAAGCAUUAAACAUGGUUAUGCUAAAAUUCAAAAGUUACAGUCUCGUCGAGCUGUUCAAGGAUUAGUUGGACUUUUUAUGCAUCAUGAGUCUAAACAAUGUGCUCUUUUAGAAGUUAAUUGUGAAACUGACUUUGUUGCUCGUAAUCAAAAUUUCAAACAAUUAGUUGCCCAAUUGACGUCAUCUUUACUUAGCCCGACAACAAAUAAACCAUCACCAUCAAUUUUACCUAAUACAAAUUUGGCAACAAAAAAUGUUUUCGGGCCAGAUGAUUUAAAGUUUUUCAAUGAACAAUUGUCACAAGCUGUGAUACAAUUAGGUGAAAAUAUCAAGGUUUCAAGAGGGUUAAUUUUACAACUCACUGAACCUCAAAGAGAGGAUCUUCACUUGUUUAGCUAUGUCCAUGCUUCAGGAGAAUCCAUCGCUGACAUCAACAGUGUUAAAUUAGGAAAAUACGGAGCCGUUAUUGUUGCACGUCAGUUACCAAAUGAAGAACGAAAAGAAUUGCCCAAAGUUGAAACUGCUGAGUCCCAGCCUGUGACGAAGAAACAAUCAAAUGACUCUGGCGUGGAAGAUCAAAAGGAAAGAAAAUUAACUGAUGAAGAAAUUGACAAUCAAGAGUAUGAUAUCGAGUUUGGGGAGGAGGAACCAGUUAAUUAUACAUUCGAUGAUGUGGGGAAAAUUGUUUGUCAACAAAUUGUCGGAUUGAAUCCAACUUAUCUUAAAAAACCUGAAGAAGUUUUAGCUAAAGAGAAAGAAUUGAUGAAACAAGGAUAUAAAAUACCGGAAGAUUCAGAAUAUUUACUGGAUCAAAAAACCAUCGUAAACCCAAGUCUCAGUGUUGCAGAAUUUUGUGAUCAACAUGGUAUUCAUAUAUUAGAUUUUGUUAGAUACGAAUGCGGAGAAAAUAUUGAAAAUUGAAUUUCCAAAUUUUCCAUCCAAUAGUUGUAAAUCAAGCCAAAAGAUGGAGUCUCCAUUCACACAUAAAUCCUUUGUGAAAGCAAUUUGAAAUGAACUCACAAUUGUCAGAUCCAUGUUUAACUUGAAAGAUUAGUCAUUAAAUUAUCAAGAACCAUUUCAAAUUGCUCCUGCUCGUUAUAGUUUUUACAGCUUUAUCACUUUCUUUCGUAUGCAACAGUUUAUAAAUUUAUGUAAAUAGGAAAUAAUUAAGUUAUUUCAAAUAAUAAGACUUAAUUGUCCAAAAUUUGUUUCAUUGAUUCCUAUAACCAAACCUUGUCCUUUAUUAGACUAUAAGUGAUCCAUUAUUGUUCAAUGUAAAGGCAGGUGAUGAGAGAUAUUAAAAAUUGAAGUUGAUCUGUUUGUUGUUGAUUAUUGUUGCAAUCAUGUCCAAAAGGUUGCACCAAAAAUUGACCAGACACUCCUUGAUUGCUUUUGCAGUAGA
Molecule: messenger RNA, 1703 nt
Organism: Tetranychus urticae (two-spotted spider mite)
Lineage: Eukaryota; Metazoa; Arthropoda; Arachnida; Trombidiformes; Tetranychidae
Gene: mEFTs
Product: elongation factor Ts, mitochondrial
Biological process (GO): mitochondrial translational elongation
Molecular function (GO): protein binding; translation elongation factor activity
Source: RefSeq, a predicted model, not a curated record